This is a messenger RNA of Orussus abietinus, 2094 nucleotides long. It is a transcript of the gene Taf5, whose product is annotated as transcription initiation factor TFIID subunit 5. The transcript is spliced from 11 exons. Gene Ontology annotation, molecular function: RNA polymerase II general transcription initiation factor activity; protein binding. Bases 69 to 2027 code for a protein of 652 amino acids. Gene Ontology annotation, cellular component: transcription factor TFIID complex. NCBI's taxonomy places the organism in Eukaryota, Metazoa, Arthropoda, Insecta, Hymenoptera, Orussidae. The record is from RefSeq and is a predicted model, not a curated record. Gene Ontology annotation, biological process: transcription initiation at RNA polymerase II promoter.
UCGGGUUUUAGCGUUAAACAAACUGUUUUUGUAUUCCAACUCGCAUAGAAUUGUUACGAUUGUCAGUCAUGGAUAACGAUAAAAAUACUAUGUUGGCCGUGCUCCAACUACUGCGGAAAUAUAAUUUGAAGGGUACUGAGGAUUUAUUUAGGAAAGAAGCGAACUUAACGGACGUUACCUUAGAUGGGAAUCAACAAACUGAUUCUGAAGUAAGCAGUGUAUUGUCUGCUUAUAAGAGCGAAGGAGAUCCAGCACUGUACGAGAAAGCUUACGGCGAACUGAAAAAGUUUGUCGAAGGGUCUCUCGAUAUUUAUAAGCACGAGUUAGGCACAAUAUUGUAUCCAGUAUUAGUACACAUGUACCUGGAACUAGUUUAUAAUAAUCACUCGACCGAAGCUAGACAACUUAUGGAGAAAUACAGUGGAAAUUUAGAGGAAUACUAUCAAGGUGACUUGAAAAGGCUGUCAAACGUCACCAAAAGGGAACAAAUGGCAGGGAACGAACUAACCGACACAUUCAAAUCCAAUCAGUUCAUAAUAAGGAUGUCGAGGGACACGUUAUCGAUAUUAAAGCGGCAUCUACAAGAAAAGAAACACAGUGUUCUACUAAAUAUUAUUCAGGAGCAUCUGUACUUUGAUAUGUACGAAGGGGUUGCACGAAACAAGCAACAGAUCGAAGCAACUUCAGGAGCAGUUGUUGGAGAAGCAACCAGGCAGGACAACAAGACAAAAGUUUAUUACGGACUGCUGAAGGAACCAGACAUUCAGUGCGUUCCUCCUGCUGAAGAAGAGGAGGAUGAUACAGGGGGAACAGAAGGAGACAAACCAAAAAAGAAAAAGGCUAAGAAGGAUCCUUUGUUUUCUAAGAAAACCAAGUCCGAUCCAAACGCACCACCUGUUGGCAGAAUGCCUUUGCCAAAUCUGAAGGACGCAGAUAAAUUAGAGAAGGUGAAAGCAUUAAGGGAGGCAUCAAAACGUGUUAUUCUUGGGCCAGACAGUUUGCCCUCCAUUUGUUUUUAUACCUUACUAAAUGCCGUCCAUGGUGUAACAGCUGCUGAGGUUGCGGAAGAUUCGAGCCUCCUUUCUAUCGGAUUCAGUGAUUCAUCGAUAAAAGUCUGGAGUCUUGUACCAUCGAAGCUGAGGUUAAUGAAGACCGGGGAAUUAUUACAAGACGUCGAAAGAGAUGCCGAUGACGUGCUGGUGAGAAUGAUGGACGACAGAACAGCCGAGACCUCUAGAAAUCUCUAUGGUCACAAUGGACCUAUUUACAGUUUAUCUUUCAGUCCAGACAGAAAUUUAUUAUUAUCUUCGUCAGAAGAUACCACGGUGAGACUGUGGUCUCUGCACACCUGGACGUGUGUGGUUUGUUACAAAGGCCAUUUAUUCCCGGUAUGGUCCGUGCGAUUUUCGCCGCAUGGGUAUUACUUCGCAACUGCAUCUCACGAUAAGACUGCCAGACUUUGGGCCACGGAUGCUCAUCAGCCUCUCCGAAUUUUCGCGGGCCAUUACUCAGAUGUAGACACGGUGCAAUUCCAUCCCAACUCGAAUUAUGUAGCGACGGGGUCAAGUGACAUGACCGUCAGAUUAUGGGACUGCGUGACGGGCAGUCAGGUGCGACUCAUGACCGGACAUAAAGGCCCGAUUUACACCUUAGCCUUCUCGGCCGAAGGCCGAUUUUUAGCAUCAGCCGGGACAGAUUGCCGGGUCCUCGUUUGGGACUUGGCACAUGGCCACCUGGUCGCUGCACUUUCUAGUCACACAGGCACCAUCAAUUGCCUCUCUUUCAGCAGAGAUGGCAACAUCUUGGUAUCCGGUUCUCUCGAUUGCACGAUUCGUCUUUGGGACUUCACAAAACUGGCCGAAGAGAUGAGCCUGGAAGACGUCAACGUGUCGCACAACCCUGACGUGAAGACUUGCGUCGAGACUUACCUCCUACGAACAUUCCCCACGAAGAACUCGCCGAUAUUGACGCUCCACUUCUCCAGAAGAAACCUCCUCCUCGGCGUCGGCAUGUUCGAAGGGUCUUGAGCCAUUUCCCAUUGCGACGUCGCGGUACCAUUUUGAUAAGUUCUUAUAAAUAAAAAGGAGAAUCGAA